AGGAUUGGGGGCCUUUUUAUUGCUGGUCUAUGAUUUUACUCCAAGAUUAGCAACCUCAUCUUUGUCACCAAGUAGGUGUGUAACCAGUGUGAUCAGCCAUGGCCCCAUUCCUGCGCAUUUCCUUCAACUCCUAUGAGCUCGGAUCCCUGCAGUCUCCCGAGGACAACUGUCAACCUUUCUGUGCUGUCAAGAUGAAAGAAUCACUGACAACAGAAAGAGGGAAGACACUGGUCCAGAAGAAGCCCACCAUGUACCCAGAGUGGUCCUCGACAUUUGAUGCCCACAUCUAUGAGGGACGGGUCAUCCAGAUUGUCCUGAUGAAGGCAGCCGAGGAACCCCUCUCGGAGGUGACUGUGGGGGUGUCUGUCCUGGCCGAGAGGUGCAAGAAGAACAGUGGCAAAGCAGAAUUCUGGCUGGACCUACAACCUCAGGCCAAAGUGCUCAUGUCUGUCCAGUAUUUCUUGGAAGACACAGAUUGCAAGCAGUCCAUGAGGACAGAGGAUGAGAGCAAAUUCCCCACCAUGAACCGGCGGGGAGCCAUCAAGCAGGCCAAGAUCCAUUAUAUCAAGAACCAUGAGUUCAUUGCCACCUUCUUUGGCCAACCCACCUUCUGCUCAGUCUGCAAGGACUUUGUCUGGGGUCUUAACAAGCAAGGCUACAAAUGCAGACAAUGUAACGCAGCCAUCCACAAGAAAUGCAUCGACAAGAUCAUCGGCCGGUGCACGGGCACAGCGGCCAAUAGCAGAGAUACCAUGUUCCAGAAGGAGCGUUUCAACAUAGACAUGCCGCAUCGCUUCAAGGUGUACAAUUACAUGAGCCCCACCUUCUGUGACCACUGUGGGAGCCUGCUCUGGGGACUAGUGAAGCAGGGUUUAAAGUGUGAAGACUGUGGGAUGAAUGUACAUCAUAAGUGUCAGAAUAAAGUGGCCAAUUUAUGCGGCAUCAACCAGAAGCUGUUAGCCGAAGCAUUAAACCAAGUCAGCCAGAAAUCUUCCCGAAAAUCAGACACGGGAUCUGUGGAGAACUUUGGCAUCUACCAGGGCUUUGAGAAGAAAGCAGGGCCCUCUGGGGAAGAUACAACAGAUUAUGAGACCUAUGGGAAGAUCUGGGAAGGUAGCACACCCUCCAAGUUCAACAUCGACAACUUCACAUUCCACAAAGUCCUGGGCAAAGGCAGCUUUGGGAAGGUGCUACUGGCUGAACUGAAGGGCAAGGCUGAGUUCUUUGCAGUAAAGGCAUUGAAGAAAGAUGUCGUUCUGAUAGAUGAUGAUGUGGAGUGCACCAUGGUGGAGAAGCGAGUGCUGGCGCUCGCCUGGGAGAACCCAUUCCUGACUCACCUCUACUGCACCUUCCAAACCAAGGAUCACCUGUUCUUUGUGAUGGAGUUCCUCAAUGGAGGGGACCUGAUGUUUCACAUCCAGGAUAAGGGACGCUUUGACCUAUAUCGAGCCACAUUUUACAGUGCUGAGAUCCUGUGUGGUUUACAGUUCCUGCACAGCAAAGGCAUCAUUUACAGGGAUCUCAAAUUGGACAACGUGAUGCUGGAUAAAGAAGGCCACAUCAAGAUAGCUGAUUUUGGAAUGUGCAAGGAGAAUGUGGUUGGAGAGAACAGGGCCAGCACCUUCUGUGGUACACCAGACUACAUUGCCCCUGAGAUCCUGCAGGGCUUGAAAUAUACAUUCUCAGUGGACUGGUGGUCCUUUGGCGUCCUCCUGUAUGAGAUGCUCAUUGGACAGUCCCCCUUCCACGGGGAUGACGAGGAUGAGCUUUUUGAGUCCAUCCGUGUGGACACUCCACACUACCCCCGAUGGAUCACCAAGGAAUCAAAAGAUAUCCUGGAAAAGCUGUUUGAAAGGGAUCCCACUAAGAGAUUGGGGGUGACAGGUAACAUCAAAGUCCAUCCAUUCUUCAAGACCAUCAACUGGACUCUUCUGGAGAAGCGGGAGGUAGAGCCACCAUUCAAGCCCAAAGUGAAAUCAGCUGGUGACUACAACAAUUUUGACCGUGAAUUCCUAAGUGAGAAGGCCCGCCUGUCCUUCAGUGACAAGAACCUCAUCGAUUCCAUGGACCAGACAGCCUUUGCAGGCUUCUCCUUUGUCAAUCCCAAAUUCGAGCGGCUCCUAGAAAAAUGAAUAUUCUAUUGAACCAUCUGCCCUUUUGGUCAAGAGCCUACCAGUGCUAGCUAGCUAUAUCUAUCAGUCCCCCAGGGUGAGCAGGGCGAAGAUCUCUCCUGGCCCUCUCCCAGUCCUCUCCUGGGCCCCAAUAAUAUGCAACAGUGUGAUUGCAUUAUUUUUCCAGCUGCCUCCAUUCCCAUAGGCAGCAGGUCUUUUGCACGGUUGGGGUUUUAGGUACCUUCCUCUGUGAAUCAUGUGUGAAUUUUCUGCUCCUCUGAUUGAGGAGGGAGAGUGUAAAUCCCAUGUUUUGUUACUUGAAUGUAGUUAUCUAUUGAAAAUAUAUAUUAUAUAUAUAUGAAAAGCUGUAUAUAUUGCUCCAUACAGAAGAAACAUGUAAGGGAACUGGUGAUGUAUUAACUUUUUUAUAAAAACACAUGAAUGAAAUCCAAACAUAAGCCAUAAGUCCCCUUGGUUCUUUUAUUUAUAUGUCUCCAAUAAAUCAGUGGAAUGGUC
This is a messenger RNA of Gracilinanus agilis (Agile Gracile Mouse Opossum), 2627 nucleotides long. RefSeq names its product protein kinase C delta (gene PRKCD). Gene Ontology annotation, biological process: protein phosphorylation. Lineage: Eukaryota; Metazoa; Chordata; Mammalia; Didelphimorphia; Didelphidae. Bases 99 to 2132 code for a protein of 677 amino acids. The record is from RefSeq and is a predicted model, not a curated record. Gene Ontology annotation, molecular function: ATP binding; diacylglycerol-dependent serine/threonine kinase activity. The transcript is spliced from 18 exons.